Macroventuria anomochaeta is the source of this 3131-nucleotide messenger RNA. RefSeq lists its product as uncharacterized. The record is from RefSeq and is a predicted model, not a curated record. Bases 342 to 2777 code for a protein of 811 amino acids. NCBI's taxonomy places the organism in Eukaryota, Fungi, Ascomycota, Dothideomycetes, Pleosporales, Didymellaceae. The transcript has 3 exons. Gene Ontology annotation, molecular function: GTPase binding.
GUUGGAGACUCCAGCCGUACGGAAACACGUCUAUCCCCAGCGACGCCGCACGAGCGCCCCGGUUCGCACUAGGCACUCACUGCAACACCUGCACCCUACAGCCUCGCCCUCGGCCCUGCAGCAUCGCCCUCGGCCUCCAUCCUUACGUAGCCAGCGUGCCGUUGUCCCACCUCCGCCCCACCGUCUCAUCGACCGCGAAUCGCUCGAGGGCUCUGAUUGCCAGACACAUGCAUUCACUCCUCGGGUAGCCAACUGUCCGCACUGUCCGCUCUGUCCGCUCUGUCCGCUCUGUCCGCUCUGUCCGCACAGCUGCACACCGGCCAGGCCGCCAAUGGUGCACGAUGGACAUGACCGACCGAGACCAUGGCUUCCAGGACGACCCGCGCGCUGCACCAGCGCGGCAGCUCCCCUCCGACCUGCCCACCUCGCUGAACGACAGGCGGCCCGUGAGCGCAUACAUGCCUGAAGAGACGGAGAUGUACGAUGCAUGGCAGGGGCAGUCGUUCCUGACCACACCCAUGCCCGCGCGACCCCUCAGCUUCAACCUCUCCCUCGACGACCCCAGCUUCGGCGACGAGGACAUGCAGCAGCUCGAGGACAGCGACAGUCGACUGGUGCAGAUGCUCGCACACCAAGCCCGGCUCAAGAACGACAAUGCUGGUGACGAAGCCAAGGUGGUCGCCGACGACAAGCUUUCACGCGGAGAAAAGAGGGAGGCACUCCAGGGACUGUUCACACUGGCGACGUCCAACGGCGAGCUCGAGCGAGUCAAACGGUUGCUGGAGGGGAAGGCGAGGGAGUACAUCAACAUCGAUGGCGUCGACGCUGAAGGAACACCACCGCUGGUGUAUGCGAGCUGCUUCGGGCACGAGGACGUUGCAGGCGUCCUCAUCGAGGAGGGCGCCAAAGUGGACAUACAAGACAAGAAUCGCUGGACACCUCUCAUGUGGGCCAUGACCAACAGGCACAAGGGGAUCGUGAAGCUUCUACUGGACCACGGUGCCUCGACCGACGUCAAGUCAUCGGGCGGUAGGACAGCGUUUGAUUUCGUCGAGCCCAACAGCGAGAUCUCGGACUACCUGCAUGAGAGCGGGUACGCGAUCGGUAACGCAGGGGUGGAUGACUUUUACAACUCGGGACUGGAGAACGACCGGUUCGAGCAAGAAAUGCAGGAAAACGACAUGAAGCGCCGGAUGAUGAUGGAGAGCGCCUUCAAUCUGGAGGUCGACAUUGGCAACCUGGGCCUCGACGAACAGCCAGAGUCUCCUGAAGAGCCUGAGGAAGGCCAGGAGUUCAUCUGGGACAGAUGUCUCAACGACCAGAUGUUCGUCUUCCAAGAAAGCGAGCUCGAGCGUAUCCUCGACAUAAUCAUCACGACCAUGACUCCGCAGCGGUCACCAUCCCAGAAGCCGGUCCCUGCAAACAUCCUCUUCUUGGCGGCCCGGUACGCACACUAUCACGCCAGCGCAGACCUGUUGAAGACGCUCCUCGUAUCGGCGAUGGGCAAGAUCAACGACGUGGUAGAGAAACACCAGUGGGACAUGACAGUGCUAGCCUUCUGGAUGUCGAACGCUACGUUGUUGUUACACUACAUGAAGAAAGACACAGGACUCGCGACGGCCGCCACCGAGUUUCAACUUCAAAUGGCAGAGCUCAUCAACGAGAUUUUCAUCCUGAUCAUCCGGGAUGCGGAGCGAAGAAUGGAUAAGAACCUGGACUCAUCUAUGCUCGAGCACGAACCCAUGCCAGGCUUCGAAGACGUGCAGUUCCAACACGAAUGGAACAUCUUCCGCUCGAAACCAAAAGCGAAGCCCCUAGAACCUCUCGAGAAGCGAUUUCGGCCUCCAUCACCCAAAGCCAGGGCCAAGCCGUCGCCUCGAAACAUCACCUCCCUCUUAUCCUCCACGCUCUUCGUCCUCGACCUGUACGAUGUACAUUCAGUCAUCACUGCUCAAGUGCUGUCGCAGCUGAUAUACUGGCUCUCUGCAGAGAUGUUCAAUCGCAUCAUGUCGAACCGGAAGUACUUGGCGCGAACAAAAGCUAUGCAAAUCCGCAUGAACGUAUCGACGCUGGAGGACUGGGCGCGCUCCAACAACCGGCAACCUGAACACUACGAGAACGGAUCGAUGACCUCAACGGGUGACAACACUGUCGAGUCUACAAGAAAACACAUCGAACCGCUCAUUCAACUGUUGCAAUGGUUGCAGUGCUUCACGUCGAUCGGAGAAGACCUGGAGUCGCUCGUUGGUACAAUACAACAGCUGACGAGGCUAUCGCCACAACAACUUCUGCACACUGCAAAGUACUACAGACCAGAAGUGGGAGAGAAGGGGCUGCCCAAGAGCGCAUCUAAAUACGUCGUCCACCUACAACAAGCUGCAGCAGAACGCAAGACCCGGGCGAAGUCACCGAACCCACCACAAAGAGGCACCGACGCAGAACCAACAACACCCGUCAAGCCGACCUCAGGAGCACAACUUGCGCCAGCCCCAUCACCAGCACCCUCCCGGAUUUCAGGGGAGCUGGAAAGGGAGGAAGACGAUGCCCCGAGCGAGCUCCUCCUCGACCCAUCAUACAUGCUCCCCUUCUCAUUACCAACAUCGACCGACAUGCUCAUCAGCUAUGGUGCCGGUUUCGGUGGUGUUGACAGGGAGCGCGAGAGAAAGUACAUCCCGACUGUGCCACCCGAGUUCAUGACCAAGUUGGACCUGAGCGGAGGGAACAAAAAUGGCGGAUACUAUGACGAGAGCCAGUGGAACGACCCGAGCUAUGGGUGAAGAUAAUCCGCUGCCCUCUAGUAGUGAUCGAGCUGACAGAGGACGUGGUGUAGGCUCUUCCAUUCGCACUGGAUCAGGAACAGACCUGCAUCGAGAUGGAGCCAUCGAUUGUGAGAGAGAAGCAUAGUCUUCAAUCGAAGGCCUGGACGUCAGACCUAGGGAAAGGAAGCAUUGGAUCGGAGGGAGAAAAAGCCUUGCAUGUUGGAUAGGGGACUACGGCAUCAGCGCUUCUCAAAUGACUACCUGUGCAUUUGCGUAGAUUUCAAAACAAACAAUACCCUCCGCACCAUCCAUUGUCUCUUUUGACGUGAGCAACGGCUUAGGUAGCUUGCUGUUGAAUAUAUACAUAUGCAC